CUUUGGUGCAACUUGUUGAAACACCAUUUUGUAAACUUUGGGGGAAAUUUAAAUAUUUGUGCGUUUCAUGAUUUAUUAAGGUCUUGGCUUCCACAUACUAAGAUGAUUAGGCAAAAUUAUAAUAAUUAUACAUAUAAAUAUAUUCACAAAUAUUCCCAAAUCAUGAGUAAAAUAUGGCCUUAUUUUAGGGAUUAGUCAAAUUAAUGUGACCAUAUUUUAAGGAUUUGGCAAGUCUCUGUGCCUCCUCCAAGUGGUGCAGUAGGAAGUGGUUACCAGGUUGCUUGGCUCUCUCGUCUCAUAGCAUCUGACCCUCUCAUCACUCGGAUAGCGGCAUUUCGGCAGCAUCUGCCACGUACGAGCCGAUUUCCAGAGAUUCAGAGCUCAAAGAGGAAGCGCUUUCUGCCAGUGGGUAGGAGGCAAGACCUUUCUACGGGGGUUAGAGCGCUGCAAAUGAGUGUGGGGAAUCGUGUUUUAGAAUCGUUGAUGCCGCCUUUUAUUAAUCUCCUUAAGGGAGUCUUUACAAUUGGGGAAUAGACUAGCGUUGAACUACCAAAAAGGUCUUUUUUGCAACUAGGCGAUUGCCUUGGAUGGGGCUGCGGUGUUUUCCCCGUCCUCCUCCGUGUGCAAAACGAAAACACUCCUCUUCGUCAGUGUGAAACACUCCUCUUCGUCAGUGUGAUUCCUGCAGCAAAGAUCCUCCUCCGCCGUGUAGCUAGCGGCCGUUGGUGUGCAUGAGUGACUGUGUGGCCGUCUUAUAUCUCUGAUGCUAGGAGCCGGCAUGAUGGAAGAAUUCGUUACCGAGGAAGAGGAGCCAUGGUACGACCAGCACGACCUGGAGUCGGACUUGCACCUGGCAGCGGAGCUGGGGAAGACUCUUCUUGAGAGGAAUAAGGAGCUAGAGGACUCCCUUCAGCAGCUUUACAUCACCAAUGAGGAGCAGGUGCAGGAGAUCGAGUACCUGUCCAAGCAGAUGGAGAUGUUGCGGGACAUGAACGAGCAGCAUGCCAAAGUGUACGAGCAGCUGGACGGUACGGCCCGGGAGCUGGAGAGCACCAACCUCAGCCUGGUGCUGGAGAGCAAGGCGUCCCAGCAGAAGAUUGAGAGGUUGACGGGGACCAUCGAGCAGCUGCAGGGGCAGGUGGAGAGCCUGACGCAGCAGGUUGAGGAGCUGCGCUCCGUGGAGCAUCUGAGGGUCCGCCGGGAGAAACGGGAACGCCGGAAGACCAUCCACUCCUUCCCCUGCCUCCGGGAACUCUGCACCGCUCCAAGGUACGAGGACGGGUUCGUGGUGGGCAGCGUGGAGAGCUUGGCUCAGGCGGACGAGUCACGUCUGCCGACGGAGGCGGUGGAGAACGAGCGUCUGCGGGACGCGGCGUCGACCCUGCGCUCGGCGAUCCGUGCGGAGCGCGCGCGGCGGGAGGGCGCGGAGCGGGAGUGCGAGGCGGCGAUGCAGGAGUUCGGCCGGCUGGAGGAGCGGCUGCAGGCGGCCGAGGGCUGCCACCUGCGCGUGCGCGAGCUGGAGACGGAGCUCCGCGAGCUGCAGACGCUGCGCCGCACGCGCUUCCUGCUGCUGGGGGGCGGCGACGCCGAGGACGGCUUCGCCCAGACGCUGCUCAGCCGCGCCCCCGAGACCGACACCGCGGAGGAGGAGGGCGGCGGCGUCGGCUUGCGGGACGAGGAGGAGGGGGGCGGGGUCUUCGAGGGCCGGGCGGAGCCUCUGCCGAACUCCAGCCCCGUGCGGAAGAGCUGCAGCGACACGGCUCUGGACGCCAUCGUGGCGCGGGACGCGCAGGGCAGGCGCCGCGGGAGCUACGCGCUCCACGCCAACAGCGUGCGCCGGCGCGGCAUGUCCAUCCUGCGCGAGGUGGACGAACAGUACCACGCGCUGCUGGAGAAGUACGAGGAGCUGCUGGGCAAGUGCCGCCGCCACGAGGAGAGCCUGUGCCACACCGCCGUGCAGACCUCCCGCCCCGUCUCCCGGGACCCCUCCAUCAAGGACGGCUACGCAGGCACACACGCGGGCACACACGCGGCGCCCCCCUCCACCUCCGCGGCGGCCCCUGCGACGGGCGUAGCGAAGCCCAUAGGGGCCGCGGUGAAGCCGGCGGGGCAGAGCACGCCGGAGUACAAGGCCCUGUUCAAGGAGAUCUUCUCACGCAUCCAGAAGACCAGGACCGACAUCAAGUCCACCAAGAGCGGGAAGACGGGCAAGUCAGGCAAAGCUGGCAAGUCUGGCAAAUCAACCAAAUGAGAUUCUGGAGGAAGGGGUGUGGGCUGGGCCGUGUCCAAGGAAGGAAAUUGUGGACCCUGAGUCUCCUUCAUGGCAAGAAGGCCUAUCAGAGACUGUGUUGUUUAGACAUGAGCCUAUCAGAGACUGUGUUGUUUAGACAUGGGCCUAUCAGAGACUGUGUUGUUUCGACAUGGGCCAAUCAGAGACUGUGUUGUUUAGACAUGGGUCUUGGGAGCCGAGCCAGUUGUCUUUGACUCUGUUGAGUGGCCUUGUGUGGAAUGGCACGUACUCACUAGCAGGUGCCACACCUGUCCUGAGGUAACACCACACAGUUACCCCUGAAGUCAUUCUCUAAUGUGUUCUACCUCAGAGAACACAAACUUUACAAUGAAAUGAAAAGAAAACGGGAACAAAGGGAAAGUCAAAUAUGAGAUUGUAGAUGGGACUCAUCUACGUCAGGUGAAGCUCACUGAGUGGUGUGGGGUUGCUCUGUUCGAGUGUCCUUCCCUGCGGGUUGAAAUGACAGCUCACUGACAGAGGAAUAUUAGUCCAUUUGAGUCAGCUGGCAAGUUAACAUGCUUGUGAGUGGAACUAAAGAUGAAUAUGUAACUUGACAUUUAUAUAAUUUACAGAUAGUUGACAAAUGAACCUCUGAAAACAUGUUACUUGGGAAUUUGAAAUGUAGAGUACCAAAGCUCAGUUGCGCUGUGCCGUCUCAAUUGUUCGUAUCAAUCUCCAUCAAAUGUUUUUUUUUUUUUUACUGGAAAAAUAACUGGCCUUGAGUUCCCUGGCUCAGGCCUCCAUUUGACUGAAAUCAAGCAUUUAUUAUCCUGAGUUACAAACAGGACACCUGGGGCCAGUUUAUUUAUACCAUCUUUGACUUUGCGUAGUGCAUACUGCAUACUACACGACAAACUAAAGCUCUUGGACUUAUUGGGUAUAUAGCGCAACUUUAUCAACUUAAAGACAGAAAAAGAAGUGGGAACGUUUUCGGACAGAUACAGAACAUUACUAAGGUGACCUAGCAUUACGGUGACCUUUCAUAAAAUCUCCUUUUAGCUCCAAAUAGCAUUUGUGCAAUGAGUAAUUUAACUGAAAUCCAGCCUAAGUGUAUUCCAUUUGUACUGCUAUGUUUUGAUUGCCUUAAAGGGUAUACCUCCCACUUAAAUCCUCCUUAUGUGCUCUUCACUGAGAUGUGCAAGGAAAUAAAUAAGAGAAUUACAGCUUUUAUACCAAUUUUAGAUAAUACAGUAGAUAAGAGGUAAAAAGAACUGUGAACUGGGCGUAAUGUGCCGAAACAUUUACGGGGAAUUGCAGUGACCUUCAAUGAGGGAAUUUGUGUCAGACUCUCACAAGCACUAUCUCAUAAGUCUGUCAAAGCCUAGGCACAGUACGCACAGUACUGUGAAGAGGAAACGGAGACCAAGGCCGACCAGUGGUAUAAUGACUGCCUCCACAUCCUCUCUGUUCGGUGGAACAGAAUAUAAAUAAGAAGAAGCAGAAGAAGAAGAAGAAGGAAAGUAAUAUUCAUGCUUAAGAAUUUUAAAUAUCAUGGAUUUAGAAAAUGAUCUACAACAUUAAAUAAGAGUAGUCAUUCAUUAUGGGUGAAGGCUUUGCCAAAAAAAACUAAAAAACCCACCCAAAGCCUUUUUCAUAUAUUUGUUGUUAUAUCCUAUAGUUUUAGUCUUAUAUCUGCAACAUGGAGUUUGUUUUGGUUUUAUUCAUGCAAACACUCAAAGCUGGGUGUUUUUCGGUGGAGGGGUGAUGAGUUUAGUCUUCGCAUUCUGACCCAUGGAAAGAGCAUACACUCCCACCAGUAUUCCGCUAGCCUGAUGUGUUUUUGCCUAGGAUCAUGGGGGGGGGGGCACACGAGCAAAACAAUGAAAACAUUUUGUAAUCUGCUCAAAGCUGCUUCAACAAUACUUUCAGGAUACCAUAGAGGGAUUGUGCAAACACUGACUUCAUUUCUUGGAUACUUGUGCCAAUAUCUUUGCUGCAAAGCAGGAAACCAUUCAACUCUUGUGGCACACUGACAGUGAUACCAAAGCAUUUCUUCUUCAGCGCUGAGAGCCUAAAGAGACUGUGUCCUUGUUUAACAUUUCUACAUUCCACAUCUAAAUCAGGUUAUAGCAUGUAACAAGGUCAUCAUACCAUGAGAACCAAUGAAAUUUGGUGACAGAUUUGUCAUUACUGAAAACAUGUAGACGUAGCAUACAGCUGGGGUCUGAUCCACCUUUCUCAUCUCUCAGUCUGACUUGCAAAUGAGAUCAUUUAAAUUGUAGCGCCAUUUACAUAUUUCUCUUUAGGAAUGUCAUUUCACAGAUAGGGGAUGAUUUGUUAUGGUUUCAAUGACAGGUAGGUCGCAGUGCUGUAUGUAUGUCGGUCAUCACUCCAGACUUUCUCUUGUGAAGUGAGAGCUGGAAGCCUUGUGUAAUCAUGUAUUUAAGCAUUUAUUCCUUUUGUUACAUAACACUACACUAUGGUGCCUAUGUCAUAUGAUAUCAAUGUAUUCUAUUCUUUCUUUUCCUCCGGCCAUUGCUCUAUUUCCUUUCAUUCCUUUUACUGUGCAUGGUUUUGAUGUGGCAAACGUCCAAGCAAGCUUAAUGGUCUCUUUCCUUUGCAUUGACUCUCUCUCUCUCUCUCUCUAUAAGAAAUUCAAAGCCGUGCAUUCUUCAAAUGCACCGUAUUGCUUAUCAAUCUAGUAAACACAGCUUUUAUGAAGGACAACUCCCUGACAGUGACAACCAUUUCAAACUAGACUCUCUUUUAUUCUACAGAUGCAUCAGCUUUCUCUCCAGUGGUGAACAUUGAAAAUAUAUGAAUAUAGGAAAUUAUAUCUGAUGUCAAAUGAGACUGCUUGUCUUGUCAGGGUCAGUUUAUCUGUAAAAACGUCUCUGCAAAAGUUCGACAUAUCUGAUUUAUUCACUCUGUUUUGUUCUUUACACAAUUAAAGCAUUGACACAA
Molecule: messenger RNA, 5194 nt
Organism: Clupea harengus (Atlantic herring)
Lineage: Eukaryota; Metazoa; Chordata; Actinopteri; Clupeiformes; Clupeidae
Product: cerebellar degeneration-related protein 2-like
Source: RefSeq, a predicted model, not a curated record